Molecule: messenger RNA, 2442 nt
Organism: Eimeria acervulina
Lineage: Eukaryota; Apicomplexa; Conoidasida; Eucoccidiorida; Eimeriidae
Exons: 1
Coding region: 1-2442 (813 amino acids)
Source: RefSeq, a predicted model, not a curated record
AUGGGUAAUAUCGAGAGUUCCCUGACUGCAGAAGCCUCUAUGUUAACACCAAUCCCCGCAGCAGCAGCAGCACCCGCAGCAGCAGCAGCAGCAGCAGCAGCACGAGAAGAAGGGGCCCCUUCUGCUUCUUGCUGCGUGGGGGAAAGCUUUAUAUCGAGGGCCUCUGCAGUGCAGCGAGAAGCUGGUGUCCCUCUUCAGCCGCCUGCACGUCUGCCGAAGCUUGACCCUCACAGUGCUUUAUUAGGCAGGCCCCCUUCCUGUAGCCCUCCUCUCCCUGUACAAACAGCCGCAGCAAGUAUCCCUGCCUCAAUGCAGGAAGCAGAGACAGAGACAGAUGUGGGGGCCCCCAGUGCAAGCCCCAGAGAUAAAGGGGGCCCCCCCCUUGGGGGCCCCUGGGGCCCCUGGGGGCCCCCUACCUCAGCAGAUGAUAUGGAGUUGCUGUGCCCAACUCCUUAUCAAAGCCUUUCUGUAGAUCAGGGGGCCCCCGGGGGGCCCCCAGGGGCCCCCAUUGGGGGCCCCUGUUCUAUCUCUGGACGUCAGCAAUUAGAGAAGUUCAGUGAAGCUGUAGGCAGGGCUUUAGCAGUAGGGGGGGGGCGCAGCAGCAAUUGCUGUCUUGUUGCUGCUGAGAGCAGCAGCAAACACUUUGAGGUACCUCCUUCUCUUCUUGCUCUCGAUGAUCUUAUCAAAUGCAGCUUAGGGGGGCCCCCCCAACCAGGUAUUCACACUAAUAGCCCAGCAGCAGCUUCUGCCCCUAGCAGCAGCAGCGCAGCAGCAGCAGCAGCAGCAGCAGCAGCAGCAGCAGCAGCAGCAGAAGCCGAUAUGCAGCGGGGGCCCCUCACCCCCAGUGCAGCCGAAGCAAUCCAUAACCUUAAGGGGGAGGGGGCCCUAGAGGGGGCCUCAGGUGAGCGCAGCAUACGCAGUGCGGCUGCAGAGACAGCAGAGGGGCCCCUUACCUCCUUCUCUAAGCCUGGUGCUCUACCCAGCAGCAGCAGCAGCAGCAGCAGCAGCAGUAGCAGUAGUAAGGCAAAGGGGAAGGUGGAGGGGGAAGAGGGUGUCGUUACUGCUGCGGCGGCUGCAGCAGCAGCAGCAGCUGCUGCUGCUGCUGCUGCUGUCGCAGAGACUAGGGACCAGACAAGAGAAGAAAGCAAAGAAGAGGUUGAGCUGCUGCUCUCCUCUCGUCUGAUCUGCACGCACACUUCAAUCACCAGCAGCAGCAGCAGCAGCAGCAGCAGCAGCGGGGACUGUCAGCUUUACGCGCUGCAGCAGCUAUCUGCUCGCCUUCACGAGUGUUCUGAGGUCAUUGCUAGAACUUUGCUGCAGCAGGGGCCCCUUAGGGGGCCCCUUAGGGGGCCCCCAGGGCCCCCCUCUCCCCUCAACUCUACAGACACAAUAAGAGAAGUUGCUGCUGCUCUCAAGCGUCUUGAAGCCUCUAUUGAGGUGUUUUCUGCUAUACUUGCUGCAUGCAAGAGACAACUGCUGCCGGAGGAGAUGGGGGCCCCCAUAGGGGGGGCCCCCUUAGGGGGCCCCCCUUUGGGGGCCCCCUUAGGGGCCCCCCUAGGGGCCCCUGUAGGGGUCUUAGCUGGGGGGGGCCCCCUAGGCGGCCUCGGAGGGGCCCCCGAUGUGAGGGGGGCCCCCAACCUUGGGGGCCCCUUGAGUGAGUGUGUAGACCCUAAAGACAAUACCUAUAUAAAUCUGGGGCCCCCCAGCAGCACUGCGUUAAGUAGGGCUUUAAAAGAGUUCAAAGGAGACACAGAGGAGGAGGGGCCCCUAUCUCCUGUCUUCUAUUUAAGCAGAGAGGCAUUAUCACCUUCUUACAACACCAUAGAAACAAAACCAGCACUGGGGGGCCCCCUGGGGGCCCCCUUGGGGGCCCCUCCAGUUACCCUUCAACCCUCUUCGCGUGAGGGGGGCCCCCAAAGGGCCCCUCAAGUAUCACUCUUAGAAGGGGGGCCCCUAAAGGCCUCUUCCUCUACAUUGUCUCCCUAUAAGGAGAUAAACAAAUCUGCAAAAAUACAGCCCUUUACAGCUGUACCCUCAGCCAAAUCUCUCUUAGGGGGCCCCUCUAGAGGCCUCUCUAGGGGCCCCUCUGGGGGCCCCUCUGGGGGCCCCUAUGUGGGCCCCUCUGGGGGCCCCUCUGGGGGCCCUUCUGGGGGCCCCUCUUGGGGUUCUUCUAAAGCCGUUUCUCGAGGCACAAGCGGAGUGGUAUCAAGUGGGGGCCCCCAGGGGGGCCCCUGCCCCUCUGGGGGGCCCCCAGGGGGCCCCCCUGGGGCCCCUUUGUUUGGUUGUGUUGAAAGCAGCAUCUGCGGGCCUGGGGAGAGGCGAGGAGAUAAAAGAAGAAGUGGGGUGCAGGCUUUGAGGUGGGCGCGGGAUCGCUUUAUGGGGAUCGUUGUUAAUCAUAGGAAAAACAGCAGCAGCAGCAGCAGCAGCAGGAACAAACAGUGA